Ochotona princeps (American pika) is the source of this 1347-nucleotide messenger RNA. It is a transcript of the gene MRO, whose product is annotated as maestro. The transcript has 7 exons. NCBI's taxonomy places the organism in Eukaryota, Metazoa, Chordata, Mammalia, Lagomorpha, Ochotonidae. The coding region runs from base 376 to 1101 and encodes 241 amino acids. The record is from RefSeq and is a predicted model, not a curated record. Gene Ontology annotation, cellular component: cytoplasm.
CAGUUUGAGAAGCUGUGUGAACUGAAUGUGUCUCUAGCGGUUAUCAGGGGCAGAUGGCCCUGAAAGGUCCGACAACGGAUUUCAGCCUCGUGUUACAACUCGAGUGUGCUCUGUUCCAUCCUCAAGGACAGAGCGGGGCUCACUGCUGGCAGUGAGCUUGCUUUAAGGACAGUGCUGCUCCUGGAGUUGGCUACAUGUGCCUUGCCCUGCGGUGAACACAGAAGUGGGCUACCUGGCACUCCUUGCCUCGCUAAGGUGAGUCAGCCCCCCUAGGUGUGUGCUGCCUUUCAGCAGGACUCACGUGAGUUUGGAAUUACUUGUUGGAAGCAGGAGUGUCUCCCGCAGGAAAGUUCCCCAGACCAGACACAGAAGAAAAUGUGGGGCCUGCCCUCAUCUACCCCUCCUCUCCAGCCCAAGAAGAAAAGAACUUCAGUGAGAUCUUUCUUUUCCAAGGUCUCCCGGAAAUUGAGGCUGCAGAAGCAGGAAGCCCCAAAGAACGUGUUUUUCCUCCUGGCCGAGAGAGCCGGGGACCCCAGUGCCAAGAAGCGCCACAUGGCCAUAAGAAGCCUGGGCACCCUGGCCUGCGAGGCCCCUGACAAGGUGAGGAAGUAUAGGAAAGCUGUGCUUGACCUGCUGGUGCAUGGCCUGUAUGACCCCAUGAGUUCUGAAGUCAUCCAUGAGAGCGUGAAGACCCUGACCAUCAUCCUAGGCAGGAGCCAGGGGAAAGGCCUGGGCUCCUUCUUCGUGGACAUCACCCUGCAGACCAGGACCUUGCUGGAUGACGACAAUGAUGAUCUGCGAUAUUCAGCCUUCGUCUUGUUUGGGCAGCUGGCUGCCUUUGCGGGGAGGAAGUGGAAGAAGUUUUUCACCAGCCAGGUGAAGCAGACGUGUGAUUGCCUCCUGACCCACCUGCAGGACAGAAACCCCCAAGUUGCCAAGGCUUGCAAAACAACUUUCCAAGCCUGUUCUCAUUACUUGAAACUCCAGAAGGAAUUCAGCUUCCAGAGUGAGGAAGAUCAAAGGAACCCUAAGCUCUGCCGACAGCUGAGCCACUAUCAUCCAGAGAUCCUGCAGUUCUUCUACGCAAACAAAAUUCUGUAAGCACAGAGAAGCAGGGAACAGCCCCGUGGGAAGGUGUGGUUGGGGCCCCGUGUUCUCCUUGUUUCAUCGCAUUGGGCACCUCUCCUGCCGACUCCGCCUGCAACACCAAAGGGGAUGUCAAGGCAGAAGUCUGUGGCUGAAAUGACGCCAUGGGUUUAUACGCUUAUACCUGCAGUAAAACUCUAGGUUGCCUUCACAUGGCUCAUUUGCUCCCAAAUUUGAUCAGAACAUAACACAUUUUUUCUC